Coregonus clupeaformis (lake whitefish) is the source of this 1901-nucleotide messenger RNA. RefSeq names its product 4-galactosyl-N-acetylglucosaminide 3-alpha-L-fucosyltransferase 9-like. Gene Ontology annotation, cellular component: membrane. The coding region runs from base 324 to 1370 and encodes 348 amino acids. The record is from RefSeq and is a predicted model, not a curated record. The transcript has 3 exons. NCBI's taxonomy places the organism in Eukaryota, Metazoa, Chordata, Actinopteri, Salmoniformes, Salmonidae. Gene Ontology annotation, molecular function: alpha-(1->3)-fucosyltransferase activity.
AUUUCUUUGACAAAUUGCACCCGGCAGGCUAGAGGGCAGUGUGUCUAAGGUGUGACAUGAGGGGCAAAGGCUAGAGAGGCUGUCCCUCUGCCUGCAGUUACACACUAGUUCUAGGCUUAUCCUCACUCAACAAUGUGGAGGCACAUGAGUGACUCAGCUAGGUGUCAGCUGUGGCUUUAAAUCAAAGCUAGCAACAUCAUUUUGAUUAAGUUCAAAGUUAUAUCUCAGAGCUAGCAGACAAGUCGAAACAGAAAGAACAACGGAAUUAAAGUUGAGUAAAAUACCAUCUGUGAUGUUAGUAAAGUGUGUGCACAGGCCAUAUUAUGUGUCUUGGACCAAGUCGUAGAAUUGGGCACCGGAGCCUGAUAGGCAUUCUCCUGCUGGGCUGCUUGCUGACCUGUCUACUGUACCGCCCCACUAUCACUUGGCUCCCUGUCCUGGCCAAGCACUUCCAGGCGGAGCACAAACAGGACGUUACCGUGCUGGUCUGGCACUGGCCAUUUGACCAUCCCUUCAAACUGAACUCCUGCAGGUCCCUGUAUAACAUUGAAGGCUGUCACCUGACAGACGACAGAGAGCUGUACAGUCAAGCGGACGCCGUUCUCAUCCACCACCGAGAAAUCAAAGAGGAUUUAUCCAACCUGCCCCAAGAACCACGGCCCUCCUUCCAGAAAUGGGUGUGGAUGAAUUUCGAAUCGCCGGCACACACGAAUAGAAUACCUGGCUUGGAAGAUCUGUUUAAUGUGACUUUGAACUACAGGCAGGAUGCAGACAUCAACAUGCCUUAUGGCUCUCUCGUCCUUCGGACUAAAGAGAAGGAGGAGUUUGUCCCGCACAAAAACCGACUGGUCUGUUGGAUCGUUAGCAACUGGAAGCCAGAACACAAGAGGACUUGGUACUACAUGGAGCUGCGCAAAUUCAUCAGGAUUCACACCUACGGGGACCCUUUCAAUAAAAAGGUGUCUCUUAGUGAAUACAGAAUGAUCGUGGCCAGCUGUAAAUUCUACCUGUCUUUUGAGAACUCUGUCCAUAAGGACUACAUCACAGAAAAACUCUACAACGCUCUCAAGUUGGGUGCUGUUCCUGUGGUGAUGGGCCCGUCAAGAGAGAACUACGAGAAGUUCAUCCCUGGAGAUUCCUUCAUCCAUGUGGAUGACUUCCGCUCGUCAAGAGCCCUGGCCAAACAUCUCCUCUUCCUGGACAAGAAUGAGGAGAUGUACCGUAAAUACUUCAAGUGGCAGAGGAGCCACACAGUUAGCAUCAACGACUUCCCCAUUCAGACAGCCUGCAACAGCUGUGAAUACAUCAGACGCCACCCUGAGAAUCAGAUGGUUACUGAGCUCUAUAAAUGGUUCUGGGAGGAAGGAUGAUGAGACGCUUGGAGUGAAUCUACUACAAAUCUACAAUAUCUACUUCUUCCAUAAUCAGGGAUGGGGAAAAACUGAGCAAAAUGUAUCUUUUACACAAUGGCAAAAGUGCCAAAAAUGAUAUUUAAUUAAAGGACAGUGUUGUGUUUUCAGAAAAAGACUGAAAAUACAUUCACCGAACAUCCCCCACUUGAACAAUUGUUAAUGGGGUGUUACAAGUAAUUUGGAUAUUUUUUAAACUUUUCUAUUGAUUUUACUUUUCUUCAAUCCUCUUUGAUCUACUGAUGUUAACUGCCAUACCACCCACCACCUCUAUCUGCUUGUUUACUACUGGGUCGUUCCACGAAAAGAGUGUCUUUCACAUCCCUUUUUACAUUGGGGCACAAUAUAGAAAUUCUGCACCAAUAUUGAAUUUGAAAAGCCUGUUAUAAUAAAUGAAGUGCCAAAAUUCAGCAUUUUGACAUGUCCCUCUGUCAACCCUAUCACUUCUAGGAAGAUUUUAACCCACUUAAUCCCCAAAUUUCUCCAAGUUUC